Anopheles marshallii is the source of this 1872-nucleotide messenger RNA. RefSeq names its product glucose dehydrogenase [FAD, quinone]-like. The transcript has a single exon. The record is from RefSeq and is a predicted model, not a curated record. Lineage: Eukaryota; Metazoa; Arthropoda; Insecta; Diptera; Culicidae. Gene Ontology annotation, molecular function: flavin adenine dinucleotide binding; oxidoreductase activity, acting on CH-OH group of donors. Bases 1 to 1872 code for a protein of 623 amino acids.
AUGCUGCAGGGGCGAGCUGCUUGGUGGUGCACAGUUUUUAUCCUGACCGGCUGGUGGCAAACGUCGACGGCUCAACUAGCAGGAAUAAGGUCCCUGCUGGAGUUCUACCGUGCCGGUGAUGAACGCCUAAAGUUCGAAAAACCAAAUCAACAAACGUUGCUUCCCGAGUAUGAUUUCAUCAUCGUCGGUGGUGGAUCGGCCGGUUGUGUUCUGGCAAACCGGCUGACGGAAGUGCCCCAUUGGUCGGUGCUACUGAUCGAGGCAGGAUCGCACGAGAAUCUGCUCAUGGACAUUCCAAUGUUUGCCCACUACCUGCAGACAUACAGCACCGUCAACUGGGACUAUCGGACGAAGCCGAGUGACCGAUACUGUUUGGCGUUCAAGAACAACCAGUGCCGUUUCCCGCGUGGCAAGGUGAUGGGUGGUUCCAGCGUGCUGAACUACAUGGUCUACACGCGUGGCAAUCGGCGGGAUUACGAUGCGUGGGCAGCAAUGGGAAAUCCCGGAUGGUCCUACAGGGACGUGCUGCCGUACUUCAAAAAACUCGAGAAGAACGUCGUCCCGGAUGUGCACCCCAUGUACGCUGGGCGAAAUGGUCCGGUGACGAUAUCUUAUCCCAACUACCGGUCCAGCGUGGCAAGGGCAUUCGUGCAGGCAAACAUAGAAUCCGGCGUGCCAUAUGUGGAUUACAACGGGCCCAGCCAACUCGGCACCUCAUUCACUCAAAGUACUACCAAGGACGGUCAGCGCGUCAGCUCCAACAAUGCCUACCUUUACCCGAUACGAAAUCGAACCAAUUUGCAUAUCAUACGAAGCGCGCAUGUCACAAAGGUGCUGCUCAGGCCCGAUACGAAAAGGGCCACAGGUGUUCAAUAUUACGCCAAUAAACGCUACCAUAACGUUCAAGCCCGUCGUGAAGUGAUCCUGUCCGCCGGCACGAUUGCUUCGCCACAGCUUUUAAUGCUCUCGGGCAUUGGACCCGCGAAGCAUCUGCGCCUGAAAGGUAUACGGCCCGCCGUUAAUCUCGCCGUCGGUUACAACUUCCAGGAUCACGUGGCGAGCGGUGCUCUAACGUUUCUUAUCAACCGUACCGUAACGCUUACCUCGCAGCGCAUCUUCACGCUCGAGAACUUUAUGGAGUACGAAUACCAACACACGGGUAUGAUGGCAUCGAUCGGGGCGUGUGAGGCACUCAGUUUCCACGACACAACUCAACCGCCGAAUCGUACCGCCGGUGACGGUUGGCCCGAUCUGGAGCUGCUCAUGAUUGGCGGCACACAUGCUGCCGAUCGUAUCUACGAAAGCAACUUUAAUUACAAGCCAGACACCUUUAACACGCUGUUCGGGGACAUCGAGCGGCGCGGACUGGAGGGGUAUACGGUAUUUCCAAUGAUUUUACGACCCCGCAGCAAGGGCCGUAUACGACUAGCCAGUGCCGAUCCGUUCGUGUAUCCGAUCGUACAACCGAACUACUUUGCCGAUCCGUACGAUCUGGAGAUUUCGGUGCGAGGGAUCCGGAAAGCGAUCGAGCUGACGAAAACCAAAGCGCUGAGAAGCUACGAUGCUCGUCUGCUAGAAAUACCCAUCCCAGGCUGUGAGCAGUACCGAUUCGACACGGACGACUAUUGGAGGUGUUUUACGCGACACGUUACCUACACGAUCUAUCACCACGUGGGGACCUGCAAGAUGGGACCGGCGAGUGAUCGACUAGCGGUGGUGGAUCCGCGGCUGCGAGUCCACGGCGUAGAGGGUUUGCGAGUGAUAGACGCUAGCAUUAUGCCGGAUGUUCCGGCGGGUCACACCAACGGACCAACGAUCAUGGUCGCCGAAAAGGGUGCCGACAUGAUAAAGGAGGACUGGAAGAUGCUGUAG